Messenger RNA from Aspergillus ruber CBS 135680, 738 nucleotides. RefSeq lists its product as uncharacterized. The record is from RefSeq and is a predicted model, not a curated record. NCBI's taxonomy places the organism in Eukaryota, Fungi, Ascomycota, Eurotiomycetes, Eurotiales, Aspergillaceae. The transcript has a single exon. Bases 1 to 738 code for a protein of 245 amino acids.
AUGUCCUUCUUCCUCCCCUUUCGCUCUAAACACACCACGAGCCCCCUCAACCCAGCUCCCCAAUCGCCCUCAACCCCUACCCCAGACCAAGACUCAGACAAAGAAUACGAACACAUCCUUGCCCAACUCUCUGCGCCAGACUGGUCCGACUCCCCCCAUGCCCUAGGUUGGUUCCACGACCUGCGCACCUCCGUCCUCGAUAUCCUAACCCGUCUCCUAAGGAUUUGCCAGCAAGCCAUAAAGCAAUACGAAACCAGCAAUACUACUUACAACCUGCGCUACAACAACCGGUACAACCGGCUGACUACCUCCGUGGUCUUUCUGCGGAGCUGGUUGAACAAGGAGUUUCUGCCGGAGAUGCGCAUGACGAAGUGGUUUCUGCGGGCUGUGGAUGAUGUGUUUAUGGUUAGGGCUACAGAAGUGCAGUACGAUAUUGAGUAUUGGAUGGGGGGGUUGAGAAGGGAGGCAGAGAGGGUUGUGGGAGAGGGGCAUGCGCUUGCGGGAUUGGUGCAGGACGCCAUUAUUAAGUUGGGGGAGAUAAGGGAGGGGAUUGAUGCGGCGCCGGGGGAGAAGGUUGGGGAGAAGUUGAGAGCUGAGGAGAUGUUUUUGGAUUUGCCGUUGACGGAAAAGGGUGCUGAGGUUCAGAAGAGUCCGGAGGAGGCGAUGGAGAUUAAAGAUGAGACUGAGACUGUUACUGAAGCUGGGGAUGAUAACCCUGUUCAGAGUUUUGUGGCCUGA